AAGAAAGAGGAAUUUUCUUAACCAUGAAGUGACCUUCUUCUUGUCCUCUUUCGUGACCUUCUUCCUUGUCCUUUCUCUCUCUCUGUUGAGAUCUCUCUGAAAAAAAUUCCAUCAGAUCUUCAAAAAAAGUCACCUCCUUUGACAUUCUUCCUCAAUCUCUCCACAAACCCUAAUCUCAGCCAUGGAUCUCGCUGCAGAAGAGCUUCAAUUUCUCAACAUUCAAGGUAUACUACGUGAAUCCACAACAAUCCCCAAAUUUUCCCCAAAAACCUUUUACCUCAUAACCCUAACCCUAAUUUUCCCUCUUUCCUUCGCAAUCCUCGCUCAUUCUCUCUUUACCCAACCAAUCUUAGCUCAGCUUGAUUCAACUCCUCCUUCAGAUCAAUCUAAAACCAAUCACGAAUGGACCCUUCUUCUUGUUUAUCAAUUCAUCUAUGUUAUCUUCCUCUUCGCCUUCUCUCUUCUCUCCACAGCCGCCGUCGUCUUCACCGUCGCUUCGCUUUACACGGGAAAGCCAGUUUCUUUCUCUUCCACAAUGUCAGCGAUUCCUCUAGUUUUGAAGCGUUUGUUCAUUACCUUCCUUUGGGUUUCUUUAAUGAUGCUUGUGUACAACUCUGUUUUCUUGUUGUUUCUUGUUGUUUUGAUCGUAGCUAUCGAUUUACAAAGCGUGAUUCUCGCUGUUUUCUCGAUGGUUGUGAUCUUUGUUCUGUUUUUGGGUGUUCAUGUUUAUAUGACUGCUUGGUGGCAUUUAGCUAGUGUUGUCUCUGUUCUUGAACCGAUUUACGGGAUUGCCGCGAUGAAGAAGAGUUAUGAGUUGCUUAAAGGGAGAACUAAUAUGGCGUGUUCGAUGGUUUUUAUGUAUCUUGCUCUUUGUGGAAUCACUGCUGGUGUUUUCGGUGGUGUUGUGGUUCAUGGAGGUGAUGAUUUCGGGUUGUUUACGAAGAUUGUUGUUGGUGGUUUCUUGGUUGGGAUUCUAGUGAUUGUGAAUCUAGUGGGGUUGCUUGUGCAGAGUGUGUUUUACUAUGUUUGUAAGAGUUUUCAUCAUCAGCCGAUUGAUAAAUCCGCGUUGCACGAUCAUCUUGGUGGGUAUCUUGGUGAUUAUGUGCCUUUAAAGAGCAGCAUUCAGAUGGAGAACUUUGAUAUUUAAUCGUUAAUGGAUCGGAUGAUGAAGAAGAAGAUAAAAAGAAGCGGUUUUUGCGGUUUGUCAUUGUAAGUUGUAAUGUUUGUAAUUUUCUAUAGUGUUUGUUUUAGCUUUUGCAUAUCUGAAUUAAUUUGGGGAAUAGACUGACUGAUAUUGCAGAUGUUCUGUUCCUUUGUAAUUUCAUAGUGUUUUUGUUCAAUAUUGGAAGAUUAAUGGAAUAAAAUUGUUACUAGACAAUUGUUUGA
Molecule: messenger RNA, 1386 nt
Organism: Arabidopsis lyrata subsp. lyrata
Lineage: Eukaryota; Viridiplantae; Streptophyta; Magnoliopsida; Brassicales; Brassicaceae
Exons: 1
Coding region: 182-1147 (321 amino acids)
Source: RefSeq, a predicted model, not a curated record